AUGGUAUUUCGUAUUCCUGUAACAAUUCAUAGUAUACCAGAAAAAUUUCUUAUUGUAUGUGAAACUGGUCAUGAAACUAUACAAUGGCUAUGUGAAAAAGCUUAUAAAAUAUAUACUGAAAAAUAUCAUGAUAAAACAGUACCUUAUUAUUUUGUGGCUCGACGUUCAUAUGAUCGAUGUUUAUUAUCACUUGAUGAUCAUAUUGAACAUGUAUUAAAAGAUAAUGAAUCAAUAGAAAUUGAUAUAGCUAAACAAUUUGAUGAUGAUGAUUCACUUAGUACAGCAACAGAUGAAGAACGUCAUGUUGUUCUACUCGAUGGAUAUCAUUUAAAAUGCAGUGAUUUAGUUCGACUCGGUACUGGUGAUUAUCAAAUUGAAUUACCAGAUGAAACAUGGAAUUUAAUUCAUAAAGCACGAGAAAUUGUUGAUCAUAUUAUUACUAAUAAAAAAGUUGUUUAUGGUGUAAAUACAGGUUUUGGUUCAUUUGCAUCAACAAUUAUUUCUGAUGAAAAACUUGCUGAUUUACAAACACGAUUAAUUGUUUCACAUUGUGCUGGUGUUGGUGAACCAUUAACAAUUGAACGAGCUCGAAUGAUGUUUGCAUUACGUAUUAAUAUUCUUGCAAAAGGAUAUUCAGGCAUAUCAGAAGAUACAUUACAUAAAAUUAUAACUGCAUUUAAUAAAUCUUGUAUUCCUGAAAUUCCAUCACAAGGCACUGUAGGAGCUUCUGGUGAUUUAGCACCAUUAGCACAUUUAGCUGCUGGUUUAAUGGGUGUUGGACGUAUGUGGUCACCAAAAACAGGUUGGGGCAAUGCAAAUGAUGUUUUAGCACAGAAUGGAUUAGAUUUAAUUGAAUAUAAACCAAAAGAAGGUUUAACAAUGAUCAAUGGAACACAAUUUAUUACAGCACUUGGAGCUGAAGCUGUUGAACGAGCUAUAUUAAUUGCUCGUCAAGCAGAUAUAAUUGCAGCUUUAAGUACAGAAGCAUUACGUGGUACAGUUCGACAUUUACAUCCAAAUCUUCAUGCAUCUCGACCUCAUGUUGGACAAAAUCUUGUUGCAGAAAGAUUACGUGCAUUAUUAUCAUCUCCAUUAUAUCCAUCAGCAAUAUCAGAAAGUCAUGCUAAUUGUGGUCGAGUACAAGAUGCUUAUUCAAUUCGAUGUGUUCCACAAAUUCAUGGUAUAUCAUGGGAUACAAUAAAAUUUGUUAAAAAAAUUAUAACAACUGAAAUGAAUAGUGCAACAGAUAAUCCACUUGUAUUUACAGAAACUGAUGAAGUUGUUUCAGGUGGUAAUUUUCAUGGAGAAUAUCCAGCUAAAGCUUUGGAUUAUUUAGCAAUUGGUGUACAUGAAAUAGGUAGUUUAAGUGCAUGUCGUAUGGAACGACUUGUUAAUCAUGGUAUGAGUGGUUUACCAGCUUUUUUAACACUUGAAGGUGGUUUAAAUUCUGGUUUUAUGAUUGCACAUUGUACAGCUGCAGCACUUGUUUCGGAAGAUAAAGUUUUAUGUCAUCCAUCAUCAGUUGAUAGUAUUUCAACAAGUGCUGGUCAAGAAGAUCAUGUUUCAAUGGGUGGAUGGUCAGCUCGAAAAGCAUUGAAAGUUAUUGAUAAUGUUGAAAUUAUUCUAGCAAUUGAAUUAUUGAUGGCUUGUCAAGCUAUUGAUUUAUUAUAUCCAUUAACAUCUACUCCUCCAUUACAAGCUAUUCAUACUUUAGUACGACAAUCAAUUGCUACUUGGGAUAAAGAUCGAUUUAUGUCUCAUGAUAUUGAAACAGCUACACGUAUUGUUAAAUCUGGUGUUAUUUGGAAAACAGCACAACCUUAUAUUCAAAAUUAUCAUAAUUAUUAUUAUGUAGAACAUCAUGGAGAACCAUUACCAAAAGCUGAAAUAUUGAUGAAAUUGAUAUAUGUUUUUAUUCUUCAAUUAGAAAUAAUAAUGAUUAUGAUGAUUUAUGCGAAAAAUUAUAGUGCAUCUGAAUUAAAUCGAUUACGUAUUACAAAACGUUAUCGAAAUCAUUUAUUAAUAAGAUCAUCAAUGAAAAAUAUUACUCAAACAAUAGUUUCUAUUGGUUUAGGAAUUAUUGAAAUAGAAGGAAUUAAUCCACAUCAACAGGUUAUUACACUUAAUGUUAAUUUUGAAUUAAAAUGGUGUGAUGAUCGUUUACUUUGGAAUACAAGUGAACAAUUAUGUUUAAGUAAACGAAAUCGUUCGGCAAUAUUUUUUACUGCAAAUGAAAUAUGGACACCAGAUAUUGUUGCAAUAAAUGGACCAGGCAAAACAGAAAAAGAAGUUAAAUAUCAAUAUCCUAUUUUAGCUCUAUGUAGUGGUAUUGUUCGAUGGUCAUAUCAAGAUAAACUUGUAUCAUAUUGUGAAAUAAAUGUUCAAAAUUUUCCAUUUGAUAAACAAUAUUGUACAAUACUUCUUCAAUCAACAAUAUAUGAUUCAAAUGAAUUAAAAUUACGUAGUUUAUAUAAAGUAGUACAAUUAUAUAAUUUUAUAAAUACAGAAUGGAAAAUAAUACAUGCAACAAUUGAAGAACUUGAUUUAUAUAAUCCAUAUUAUGAACGUUAUUUUAGUACAAUUAAAAUAAAUAUUGAACUUGUACGUCUUUCACGUUUUUAUGUUGGAAAAAUAAUUUUUCCUUUUUCUAUUAUAUCAUCACUUGGAUUAUUUUCAUUUUGUUUACCAACAGAUAGUAAUGAAAAAAUAACACUUACAGUUAGUGUUUUAUUAUCAUUAACUAUUUAUUUACAACUUAUAUCAGAUUAUGUACCAAAAAAUGAACGUGGACUUUGUACAUUAACAUUAUAUUCAAAUAUAAUAUUUUCAUUAGUUUUUUUAUCUUGUCUAUUUAAUAUAUUAACAAUAUUUAUUUAUUAUUAUGAAGAAUAUUUUUUAAGAAAUAAAAUAUCAAAAAAAACAUUUUUAUUUACUAUACAUCAAUCAUUAAUAGAAUUAAAUAAAAAACGUCAAAUAUUAUUUAAAAAAUGUCGAAAUAAUCAAAAAUAUUUAUCAAAACAUAUUGAUAUUAAUGCACUUGAAAUAUUACAUGAUAUAAAAUAUAUACGUGAAUUAUUAAAAAAUUUACUUAUACGAGAAAAUUUUGUUGAUUAUCGUCAUAAUUUAUUUUAUCCACAACGAUCAAUUAAACAACUUGCUGUAUUUGUUGAUAGAAUUUUAUUUUUUAUUUAUCUUAUUUCAAUGCCAUUAACUUUAAUUAUAUUAUUUAAAGCAAAUAGUCAAUCAAAUAUAUUACCAACAACAAAAAAUCAAUUACUUGAUCUACGUAAAAUAUCUAUUGAUCCAGCACCCGUUUAUCGUGGAUGUCCAACCUAA
This is a messenger RNA of Rotaria sp. Silwood1, 3336 nucleotides long. NCBI's taxonomy places the organism in Eukaryota, Metazoa, Rotifera, Eurotatoria, Philodinida, Philodinidae. The record is from the annotation of a GenBank genome assembly.